AUGGGUGACUAUGGUCCCACAGUCCUGCCUGACCACUCCACCCAAGUGGAUCAACCCUUACAACAGGCUCCCUCCAACGAGAUAUCCGUGCUAGUAACAGGCUUUGGUCCUUUCAAAACCAACCUCGUGAACGCUUCUUUUCUGAUCGCUCAAUCGCUUCCUUCGUCCUUUACCUUCCCGGCUCCUAAGAACAGCCACGAAGCCGAUAGACGAGUCAUUCUACAUGUUCACCCGUCCCCUAUACCUGUUGCCUAUUCGUCCGUUCGCGAAGCUCUUCCCUCGAUCCUGAGUGAUUUCGAAGCAGCCAAUCAGGGUCGACGACCAGAUAUAGUGAUCCAUAUUGGGAUUGCGUCACCAAGGCUGUACUACUCCGUCGAGUCAUUAGCGCAUCGCGAUGACUACAAUAUUACGGAUAUCAAAGGAUGCUCUGGUUACGAGGAUGGAGAGAAGAUAUGGAAGGAUCUCGGACUACCAGCGAUAUUAAGUCCGGGUAAGGCUAUUCCUCUUACUCAAGAACAGGAAGAUGAGCAAAAGAAACAGGGUGUUCGGAGCGGCCCGUGCCCGCCCAAUGACAAUUUCUUGGGUACUUGGAAAUCGAAUGCGUCUGCUGGGCUGGAUCUUCGAAUUUCUCAUGAUGCGGGUCACUAUCUAUGUGACUUUAUCUUUUAUACUAGCCUGUCAUUGGCUAUGCAGAAGGGCCAGGAUCGCAAUGUGCUGUUUUUGCAUGUUCCUGGGGCAGCAGAGGAUGCAGAUAUUGAGCGUGGUCGUGAAAUCACUCUGGCUCUGAUUAAGACUAUGAUCACUUGUUGGAUCGAUGAUAAGCAUUCUGCUUAA
This is a messenger RNA of Penicillium malachiteum, 834 nucleotides long. Its product is annotated as putative pyroglutamyl peptidase type I. Lineage: Eukaryota; Fungi; Ascomycota; Eurotiomycetes; Eurotiales; Aspergillaceae. Gene Ontology annotation, biological process: proteolysis. The transcript is spliced from 2 exons. The coding region runs from base 1 to 834 and encodes 277 amino acids. The record is from RefSeq and is a predicted model, not a curated record.